This is a messenger RNA of Solanum tuberosum (potato), 872 nucleotides long. RefSeq names its product zinc finger A20 and AN1 domain-containing stress-associated protein 4-like. Bases 187 to 639 code for a protein of 150 amino acids. The transcript has a single exon. The record is from RefSeq and is a predicted model, not a curated record. Lineage: Eukaryota; Viridiplantae; Streptophyta; Magnoliopsida; Solanales; Solanaceae. Gene Ontology annotation, molecular function: zinc ion binding; DNA binding.
UUCCCCCUUUUGUUUUUCUCUUCUUUCUAUAAAUCAUCCUUCUCCCUAUUUUCAAGAUUCUUCAUUCACCUUUUUUUUUUUUCAUUUUUCUCUCCAUUUUUCUUCAAUUUUCCAACACCCUUUUGCUUUAAUUACAAACCCAUAAUUUAUUUUCAUAAAAAAAUCAAUCGAAAAAAAAAUAUUUCUAUGGCGGAAGAACACGAAUUUCAAUCCCCAGAAGGUGGGCGUCACCAAUUAUGUGCUAAUAAUUGUGGUUUUUUCGGCAACUCUACCACCGAAAAUUAUUGUUCCAAAUGUUAUCGAGAUAUCGAAGAGCGAAAAUCCGAUGCAAAAUCAAUCGACUGUCUAUUUUCUCCGACAAAAAGGGUGUUGGAGAAAAUGAUAGUCAAGCCGAUUGUUUUGACGCCGGAUUUAGUGGAGGCUGCGGUGCCACUUGUGACACCGCAGCCGAAUAGGUGUUUGGUUUGUAAGAAGAAAAUGGGGUUAAUGGGAUUUAAGUGUAGGUGUGGGACCAUUUUCUGUGGGACCCAUAGGUAUCCAGAGGUUCAUGCAUGCACAUUUGAUUUUAAGUCAAUGGGGAGAGAAGCUAUAGCUAAGGCAAAUCCAUUGAUCAAAGCUGAGAAAUUGAAGAAGAUCUAAUCUUAGCCGUUGGAUUAGAUGACUUUUUCUUUGGUGCCAAAAAUGAAUGAGAUCGUCGUGAUGAUGAUGAUGGCAGUGGUGGUGGUUCUCGGUUAGGACCAAAUUGGAAAUAAAAGGAAAAUAUUGGGGUUGUUUGGUUCCACAAAAAAGUUAUGUGAAUGUAAAAUGUAUAUUUAUAUUUCGAUUUUCUUUUUUAGUAUUAAUCCUUUUAGUCUGGGAAAUAAUUUAUGUUA